Messenger RNA from Caenorhabditis briggsae, 1083 nucleotides. RefSeq names its product Protein CBR-UEV-3 (gene Cbr-uev-3). Bases 1 to 1083 code for a protein of 360 amino acids. The transcript is spliced from 6 exons. The record is from RefSeq and is a predicted model, not a curated record. NCBI's taxonomy places the organism in Eukaryota, Metazoa, Nematoda, Chromadorea, Rhabditida, Rhabditidae.
AUGUCCGCAGAGCCACCAAAAGACGCCAGCGAUGCUCCAGGACCACCAGCGCCGAUUCAGCCGACGUCGUCGAGAACUGCACGCGGUCGUCGUCGUCUCACUGCGAUCCCCCAGGAUCCGCAGUCCCCGCGAAAUGAAGGCGUCAAAAUUCUGAGGCCUUCUGAAGUGCCCGAACGAGCACCAAUGCCAGAAUACAAGCCGGAAAAGGAUACGAAAGUGAUUCUUCCAAAACACAUUCCAAUGGAUGAGCUCUACAAACACUAUCGUAACGAUGAGCGAAAAGUGGACAUUCCGGAAUUUAUGGAUUCAGAAGCGCUGAUGGAGUUGGCUGAAAAGAGCGGUGACGUCUUCACAUUCAGAAGUCGCAACCACGUGGAUCCAGAAGACGUCUGGCAGGAGAUCCAGAUGAAUGAAAAGGAGGGAAAGCCCAAAAAAGUGGAUGACGUGGAAUUAGAAGUCGUUCGAGUCAAAGAAACGGAUGGGGACUUUCGGAAGGCGUUUGUGGAGAGAUCAAAACACUGUUUCGGGCGGAUUGUGCAUGGAUUCAGCUCUAAAUUGGAGAUCGAUGAAAAAACGAAACAACAGCUCGUCUAUGCGACAUUAAUUCCACCGAAAGGGUGCAUUUUCGAAGGAGGCACUUAUUUUUUGAAAAUCGCAUUUUAUGUGCAUCCGAAGUUUAAUUAUGUGCUUCCGCAUGUUCAGUUUAGGACGAUGAUGUUUCAUCCGAAUCUUUCGAAAUAUGGAGCGUUUGACGUACGUCAACUAAUCGAUUCCACGUGGAAUCACAAAUCGUCACUAGCCGACGUCUACAAGUGGAUCGUCGAACAGAUGGUGGAUUUAAAGAGAAUAAUAGCCACCAAACCACAGAAUCAACUAGAAGACAUGGCGCAACCGGAUAUCGCUAUUUUAGCAUCUGAAAAUUGGAAAAUUUUUGAAAAAAUCGCACGGGAAAUGGUGAUCAAAAUGGCUGGCGGUUCAUCGCAUCAAUCCUUAUUUCAUUCGGCAAAAAUGCGAAAAUAUUAUUCCGAAGAGUACGGUUAUAUGAAUCCAGAUGAUAAUGAUGAAAUUGAUAUCUUUAAUUGA